AUGAAUAGCAUCUAUGCUUACUUCGGAAAGAAAAGCGGCGAUCGAUCUAUCACGCAGACCAUGGACCUUUGUUAUGAUUUGAUUUACAACAACGACUCGGCAGGCUUAAUCAUUCUCGACGACUCUCUCUUACUACCUUCCUCCAUGCCGUUUAUACGUCCUCCCUACGUCAUCGCUGAUGGCCUAGGUAUGACUCCACUGUCGGCGGUCUGCUAUCAGAUAGUUCAGACUCUUCGAGGUGCUCAAAUAAAAGCGAGCAAGAAACCAGAGGUCACAAACACCACCACCCUUGUCUUCUACUGCAAUAGACAGCAGAACACGCAAGACACGGGUACAGCCUUGCUCAUGAUACUUUCUCUCAUGAGCCAGCUCUUUGAUUACAUCAGGGACCAUAUACCCGAGUUCAGUAAACAGAAGUUGGAGUUCGGUCACAACUUUCGGAAAACCAUGGAGACGGCACAAAAUGACCUCAAUGAGCUCUGCAAGAUGUUCGAACAAGUGGUCCGACUGAUCCCAAUGGAGGUGGUGUCGGGGCCAAAGCGCAGGAUAAUCUGUUUCAUUGACGGUCUGGCUUCUUGCCAGAAUCUCGGGGAUGCCUGUGGAGUGGCGUUAGUCAUCCAAACCCUACGCAAUCUGGUGUCUUUAACUGACGCUAUAUCGUCCACCAUGCCAUUAUUCAAACUGAUCUGCAUAAGCCCUGAACCGAACGAAUGGGUCAAGGGAUUUUUCAAUGAUAACUGUCUUUUCAAAUGUGUUGAAGACGCGAACGCAUCUCCCCUAAAGAUCGUACCGGCGUAG
Molecule: messenger RNA, 798 nt
Organism: Colletotrichum phormii
Lineage: Eukaryota; Fungi; Ascomycota; Sordariomycetes; Glomerellales; Glomerellaceae
Exons: 1
Coding region: 1-798 (265 amino acids)
Source: RefSeq, a predicted model, not a curated record